Wyeomyia smithii (pitcher-plant mosquito) is the source of this 1535-nucleotide messenger RNA. RefSeq lists its product as uncharacterized. The transcript has 2 exons. The record is from RefSeq and is a predicted model, not a curated record. NCBI's taxonomy places the organism in Eukaryota, Metazoa, Arthropoda, Insecta, Diptera, Culicidae. Bases 78 to 1364 code for a protein of 428 amino acids. Gene Ontology annotation, molecular function: protein binding.
GAGUGGCACAGCAAAUCAAUGCUCGAAUUUAGUUUAGAUUUUCAACUUGAUGUGCGAGGACCUCAGAACUUGGCACGAUGGGUUUCCGAUUUUGCACGAUUUUCUUGGCCAUCAUCGUCGCAUCCUGGUCGCCAGCUCUGGGUGCUGAAACAGUUACCUUCCAAUGCUUGAGAGGAGAUUCGCCGAAGUGCAUCAUCCCAACUAUCAUUAUAACAGAUAAUACAGAUGAAGUGAUUUUACCCAACCUCAGCAACAAAACAAUGCUACAAAUCAAAAGUGGAAACAUCAGUAAUUUCGGCAAAACUAUUGGCUCUCAGCUCGGCAAUGUGGAAGUUCUCCACCUGGGAAUGUUGGGAAUCAAAGAGUUGCAACUUAAACCGCAACUAACUGAAGUGAGUGCAGAAAACAAUGAAAUUUCCCUAAUAGAUUUGGGCUCGGGUGAAGGUUACAAAACGAAGGUGCUACAUUUAGCGAAGAAUCGUUUAUCUAACUUAGAUGGCUUCGAGAAAUUGGUUCAUCUAGUUGAUCUGAAUCUAAUGGGGAAUCUUUUGAAAGAGAUUAAUCUGAAAACUUUUGAGAGUAUGACAUCGUUGAAAACCUUGAACCUGGCCGACAACCAGCUGACAACGAUUCUAGCUGAUAGCAAAAUAGCGCUGCCUGAAUUGGAUUUCCUCUCCCUGUCGGGAAACAAACUGCAAAAAUUGGACGUCCUUUAUUGGGAUUUCGAAUCGCUUACAACGUUGGACGUCAGCUCCAACCAGUUAAUUGAGAUCGCCUCAAUAGAGGACCAUUUUCCCAGUCUGUCCUAUAUCUCUUUGGCAGGAAAUUCCUGGUACUGCAUGUGGCUAGAAGAGCUGCUAGCAAAUUUCACAAAAAACUUCGUAGUCGUCAAAGAUCGCGAUCGGGAUUGUGAAGGAAUGUCGCCCUCUAACAUUUGCUGUAUAGCGGAGCUCGAUACGAACUCAUCCUACGAUGAAAGCUUCCAAAAGCUAGAUGAGUUGGAGAAAAAACAAUCCAAACUGGAGCUUAAUUUGCAGACUAAGAUUCAAGACUUCGAAAGUAGUCAAAACAGGAAACUGAACGAAGUCAAAACCCGCCUGGAAGAACUCAUGUCAACAGAUCUGAGUGAGAUACCGACCACGGCUUCCGAUAUUACGGAUAAAGCGGGCUUCGCGCAACUUAAGGGAAAGGUUGAGAACUUGCUACUAACUGUGGAAGACGAAGUUGCAAAGUUCGAGAAACGGAACAAGGAAAACAGUGACGCACAACGCAGAUUGGGAUUCGCAAUCGUCGACCUGAAACGUGCGCUGGGGGGGGGGAAACGAGGAAGAUGCAAGAACUUCAACAGCAAUUCACCAUGCUGAAGGAUUAUGCGCUUAAGAAUCUAUCGAAAAAGAACACAUUGUAAAAUUUUUCGCAAUAUUCGAUUCAAAUUUGUUGGGAAAAUAAAAAAAAAAUGCUUGUUCUAAUUGCUUCUUCUUUAUUAGCGCUUACUCUGGUAUACAAAAAUUGGAAAUUUAAAAAAAAAAUUUUUU